GUAAACAAAUGCUUGGGAGGAAGAGAAAUGGGGGCGAGAAAUGGCGAAGAAUGAAAAAUAAUUUUUAAUAUUUACCCAAAAUGUCAAUGGAUUUGAAGGCAGUUGUUGCCUUACAUGUAAUUUUAUUGUUCCAUUUUUCGCAAGAGAAAAAUGUUUUGAUUCUUUUAGCUGAUGAUGCUGGCUUGGAGGGCGGUGUAUACAACAAUAGCCAGUGUAAGACCCCCAACCUUGAUGCUUUGGCAGCCAAGAGUCUGGUGUUCAAGAAUGCUUUCACCUCUGUUAGCAGUUGCUCACCCAGCAGAUCUGUUGUGCUGACGGGGCUGCCCCAGCAUCAGAAUGGGAUGUACGGUCUCCACCAGGGUUACCACCACUUCAUGACCUUUAAUGAAGUACAGAGUCUCCCAAAAAUACUCCACAAUAAUGGCAUCAGAACAGGAAUUGUAGGCAAGAAGCAUGUUGGUCCGGAGCAUGUUUACCCGUUUGAUUAUGCCGAGACCGAGGAGCACCACUCAAUCCUUAAGGUUGGCCGAAACAUCACCUACAUGAGAAAUCUGGUCAGGAAGUUCCUGUCUGCUAAUGAUUCAAGGCCAUUUUUCUUGUACAUUGGUUUUCAUGAUCCACACCGGUGUGGGCACACCAAUCCCCAGUAUGGGGCAUUCUGUGAGAAGUAUGGUAACAGGGAGCCGGGCAUGGGCAAUAUUCCAGACUGGGAACCUGUACACUACGACCCCGACAAGGUUAAGGUCCCAUAUUUUGUACAAGAUACGCCAGCUUCAAGACUGGAAAUUGCCAAACAAUAUACUACAAUAAGCAGACUUGAUCAAGGUGUUGGUCUAAUGUUAAGAGAGCUGGAGAGGUCUGGGCACCUUGAUGACACACUCGUCCUGUAUUCGUCUGACAAUGGGAUCCCGUUCAUCAAUGGACGCACAAAUCUUUAUGACUCCGGCAUGGUGGAACCCUUCCUUCUGGCAUCCCCGUACAACACACGCAGAAAGGGGCAGGUGAGUGAGGUGAUGGUAAGCCAUGUUGAUAUCACCCCGACUGUUCUCGACUGGUUCAACAUUCCUUACCCCACAUACACUGUCAACAACAAACCAGUCAAACCCACCGGUAAAUCACUACUUCCAGUGCUGGAUUCUGAACCCACCUCAGGAUGGGACACAGUGUUUGCCAGCCAUAACCUGCAUGAAGUCACCAUGUACUAUCCAAUGAGGGUUGUAAGAAACAGGCAGUACAAACUUAUUCAAAAUUUGAAUUACAAAAUGCCAUUUGGCAUUGACCAAGAUUUCUACAUCUCUGACUCAUUCCAAGACAUUUUAAACAGAACAAGAUCAAGAAAACCUACUCACUGGUUCAAAACAUUGAAGGAGUAUUAUUACAGACCAUUAUGGGAGCUGUAUGAUGUGGAAAAUGAUCCUCUAGAGAGAAAGAAUCUCGCGCUACAUUCCAGCCUGACAAGCAGAUCUGUUUAUGAGAGAAUGAAGCAGGAGUUGGUGCUCUGGCAGAACUUGACCUCUGACCCCUGGAUCUGUGCUCCUGGGGGUGUGCUCGAGGAUGCUGGCAGAUACAAGAACACACCCACCUGCUUCCAGCUAGAUAACUCAGUUGAAAUAGACCAUCUACAUGGGGAACUGUGAUUUCGCUUAUGUCAUAGCACAAGCAAAGAAUGAAUUUAGAACAUCUGAAGACACUGAUCAUAUAACUGUUGAUUUUUAUUUACAUGUACUCCAAGAUCUGAAUUUUUAAAGUAUUAUUGGUACUUUAUUUUUAGUCAAACAUUUGGGAGCUGUAUGAUGUGGAAAAUGAUCCUCUAGAGAGAAAGAAUCUCGCGCUACAUUCCAGCCUGACAAGCAGAUCUGUUUAUGAGAGAAUGAAGCAGGAGUUGGUGCUCUGGCAGAACUUGACCUCUGACCCCUGGAUCUGUGCUCCUGGGGGUGUGCUCGAGGAUGCUGGCAGAUACAAGAACACACACACCUGCUUCCAGCUAGAUAACUCAGUUGAAAUAGACCAUCUACAUGGGGAACUGUGAUUUCGCUUAUGUCAUAGCACAAGCAAAGAAUGAAUUUAGAACAUCUGAAGACACUGAUCAUAUAACUGUUGAUUUUUAUUUACAUGUACUCCAAGAUCUGAAUUUUUAAAGUAUUAUUGGUACUUUAUUUUUAGUCAAACAUUUAUGCUUUACCUGUAAUCAAUAUUUGCUUAUUAUAUAAUUAUGAUCUAUUUUUUUUAUGUAAGAUAACCAACUAACUUUUGAAACAUACAAUGUAUACUUAAGGACGUAAUUUUUGCAAAGGUUUUUAAUAUUAAAAUUCUUCCUACAAAGAGAAUUCCAAACAUAAAUCGUGAUUUUAAUUAUGUUUCUGCAAGAAAUCUUAUGAACUAGACCAAUAUUAAGUACCAGUAAUGUGGGUACAUUAUGCAUGAUAAGUCAUGGACACCCUCAAUUUGGCAGGUAUCCUCUUAGCCGAAUACAAAUGAAUUCAUUUCAAUAUUCUUAUGUCCACACAUAUUGAUCAUGGAUACAGGCAAUAGUGGCCACUUAUUGAUUAAUGUGAACUUGAGGCCACAUGUUAAAAUGGAUAAUGUUAAACAAAUGUGUCUAGGCAGUUGGACAGUUUUAAGCAGAAGUAAAAAUAUUAAGGACUUUGAAUGUCCACAAACACAGAAUAACAUGUCUAUUGGCAAGUUGCAAACAUUUUGAUGCAUCAAUGUUCAAAGAAUGACUGUAAGACCACGCCCCAAGCAGGACAUUUUGAGCAACAUAGUGUUAUAAAUUGAAAAAUUUAAUGAUGCGAAUGUGUUCAAAUCUUAUUUGACACAUACAGUAGAUAUUCCCGUAAAAAAAAUAUGAUUUUUAACAAAGGCCCUUUUUCAAACUUUUUACAUGACCAGGUGAAAAUCAAUAAAACCAUUAGGUACGGCAAAAAAAUUAAGGGAAUGGUUGUUUCUUAUUGUUACCAGGAAUUGAUAUCAUUCUCAAAGACAUUAUUUGUUGGAAUGAUUAAUUGUAUUAUAUUAAAAAAAAACAUGCAGAACUUUUGUCCAUAAAUAUAUAUUUCUUUAAGCAAAGAUGACUUAAUUCCCAGAAGUUAGAAAUGAAGAAAUUCACAAUUCUUAUAAAAAUAUUUAUCUGUUUUAAAUAUAUUUUUCAGUUGACAAUGACUCACUACAUGUAAAUUAUAUAUGCAGAUACUAUACAUACAUGUACAUAUAAAUGUUGCAUGCAUAACAAAACAAACUGUGCCAAAAACUCAAUAAAAUGUAUAUGUUUU
Molecule: messenger RNA, 3272 nt
Organism: Mya arenaria
Lineage: Eukaryota; Metazoa; Mollusca; Bivalvia; Myida; Myidae
Product: N-sulphoglucosamine sulphohydrolase-like
Exons: 7
Coding region: 81-1637 (518 amino acids)
Biological process (GO): glycosaminoglycan catabolic process; heparan sulfate proteoglycan catabolic process
Molecular function (GO): N-sulfoglucosamine sulfohydrolase activity
Source: RefSeq, a predicted model, not a curated record